AUGCCAGUGUCCGAAGAAGCCACAAAACAACUGCUUGAUGGCAUCCCGUCCCGCGUGCGGGGGCCGGGCGGCGCAAUCGCCGUACUCAAAGACGGCAAGCUCAUCGGGCAACGGGUUUGGGGCUACGCCGACCUCGUCCGCAAGGUCCCCAUGACUGCCGAAACUCUACUGCCAAUCUGCUCAAUCUCAAAGCAGAUGCUAUGCGCUCUCAUGUACGAUUUGGAGCACAAUCCACCCGCCAGCUUGGCCGACAAGGGUGACGUCAAAGCGAAGUUCUCAGACAAGAUGACAGCACUUCUGCAUCCAAAACUGACCCGUGAUGGAGCCCUGACGAUUGACCAUUUGGCCAACAACCAGUCGGGCAUCCGGGAUUACUGGGCUCUAAGCGUGCUAUGGGGAGCUCAGCCGGAGGACCGCUUCUCGAUUGCGGACCACAGCAAGCUCAUGAUUGAGCGACUCCAGUCGUUCCACUUCGAGCCCGGUAUGGAGUACUCAUAUGCCAACACAAAUUUCCACAUCUUGGGCCGAAUCGUGGAACAAGUAACCGGAAAUUCGAUUGCUUCGUUGCUUGAACAACGCAUUUUUGGCCCGGCAGAGAUGAAGACCGCACGGCUCACGGCCGAUACUACACAGCUGCCACCUCCGUGUGUCGGAUACGAAGGAGAUGAGCAGCGCGGAUUUUUACCUGCCGAUAACAAGAUCGAGUGGGCUGGCGAUGCCGGCGUUGUUGCCUCGCUCAACGAUAUGAUUGCGUACGAGCAAUACUUGGACCGCAUCUCAACCGAGCGGGGUAGUUGGUACGAAGCGGCUUUGAAGCAGCCGCUGUACAAAGACGGGACACCGGCAGGUUAUGCUCAAGGGCUGGGCCACGGCAAGAUCGAAAGCGUCAAAGUAGUCGGCCACAGCGGCGCAUUGCGCGGUUUCCGUCUCUACCGAGUCCAUGCUCCCGAAGAACGGAUCUCCGUUGUCGUCUUGCUCAACCACGAGGGCGGCUCAGCAGCGCCAGCCGAGGAAAUCAUCCGAGGCCUGCUUGAUUUGAAGAAAUCUGAACCUGCCCGGGUGGACGCAGACGCAAGCUGGUUCGGCACGUUCCUUGACGAAAAGACGCAGCUCGCCAUCACCGUGUCCCACGGCGCGAAGGGCAAGGUUAACAUUUCCUACGCCGGGUCCGCGGAGGCGAUCAGCCUCAAGGAUCCGAAGCUCGCCGAGUCGCCUGGGAUGGUGGCCAAGAUUGAUGGGAAUCAGCUCAAGAUUCAUCGUGUCAAGGAGAAUCGGGCCCUGAAGGCGUCCCGCAUCUUGCAAGCAGGGACGGUUAAUUACUCUGCGUUUGGUGGCGACUUUUACUGCGCUGAGAUUGAGUCAACGUUCCAUUGCCGAAACGAAGGCGGGAUGCUUUUUGGUUCAUUCAACGGCUAUCUGGGACACGGUCCAGCUCAUCUUAUGAGAACCAGACAAUACCUGACAUCAACAACAAUCAUGUGCCAACAGCUAGAAGAGCUCCUCGUCUGCUGCUCCUCGGCCUGUCGCUCGGAGGAGCACGGUAUCCGCCUACCCCUCCUCCGCCUCAUUCCUACACCGAAUCCGUUCUACGUCCUCUGUCAAAAAGCCAGCCAGAUGGGUUACCGUCCAGAUGCCAACUGUCUAGGCCGCCUGGUCCUGAGCCAGCGUCCCGAUCAAUGCCCCGAUUACCGCGCAGCCCCCGACGCCAAGACUAACAACAUCCUCUCAUGGACCGCAUCGCGAGACAUUAUGACACGAUCCAACUUCCCAACCCACAUACACUGCGCCGCCUGCUUAGGUAUCGGUCACGGCGGCGUGGUUAACAUCCAGCCAGCCUACAUGCAACCAAUUGGCCAGACAGGUGCGAUGCCGCUUCAUAUCACCAUGAACGUCACUGGGGUCCGCAAUCGUUGGAUCCGAGGUGAGUGGACUUGUUGCUCCAAGGGCGAGUGUCAGCCCGGAAACCUCUGUGAGUAUCGCGCCGCCGCCGUUGUUGCGGCCAUGCAACAGAACGAACUUGCCCGAGAACGCGCACGAGCUGAAGAGCAGGCUCGCCAGGAAGCUGCUCUCGCUCUCUUUGACUUAAGCCAGUCCGGUACUACCUUCCCUACCCAAGCACCUCGCCCGUCCCAAGCCCCUCAAACUGCACCUUCGGAGCCGGCAGUUGAUCCAGGGGAUGGAAUGGAAUUUGAAUAUGACAUCCCGCGCGCGGAUGCUGCAGCGCCCUUUGAUAAUGUAAUUGAUGAUGAUGCUAACCCAGCACAGGCUGAUAACGGCGAGGGAUCUUCUUCAGAUGCACAGCCCAAACCAUUUGGUGUCGCCGAGAAUGGCGAGGUUAUCUACGAUUGCAUUGUGGUUCGAGACCCGUGCAUGGAUGGCUGUGAGAAGUGUAAUUUUGGGAAGAAUAAGCGUCGUCGACAUCAGUAG
This is a messenger RNA of Colletotrichum aenigma, 2427 nucleotides long. RefSeq names its product D-aminopeptidase (gene dap). The transcript is spliced from 2 exons. Bases 1 to 2427 code for a protein of 808 amino acids. Lineage: Eukaryota; Fungi; Ascomycota; Sordariomycetes; Glomerellales; Glomerellaceae. Gene Ontology annotation, molecular function: aminopeptidase activity. The record is from RefSeq and is a predicted model, not a curated record.